AUGGUUGAAGAGUGUAAUCAUCCGAUAAGAAUAGGAGGUAUGUGCGGGUGCUGUGGGGCUGAUAUAGAAGAGAAAAGUGAAGAGCUAUUUACCCUUUUGCACAGCAAUACAAGUGUGCUUUUGAAUAAAAAAGAGGCAGAGAGAGUGAAUGAAGAGAUGUAUCUUGGAACAGUUCAGAACAAGAAGCUUGUUCUUCUGCUGGAUUUAGACCAGACAGUUAUUCAUACAAGUGCAUCCAUGAGGUUUGGAACAUAUUUUGAAGAGUUCAAAAAGUAUUCCUCAGGAGAGCAGCAGAGGGCACAGAACCCCCAGAGAGAAAGCACUGUGCCAGAGGACAGCAGGACAGAUUCCAUGGCCGCAGGUGCAAGUGAAUUAGAUUCAAGCCCAGAAGGCAUAAACAAAAACAAACCAAAAGAAUCCGAUCCAGAAGAUAAACACAAAGAUAGAGAAUCUGUUCCAGAAGAUAAACACAGAAAGAUAGAACCAUCGACAGAUGAAAGAAGGAAAAAAAGGAAGUUUUCAUUUGAUGAGUACAAGAAUGAAUAUCUCAAGGAGAUAGACAGUCAGCUCAAGGAUAUACGUGAAAUAAAAAUAGAUGGGUACACGUACUACGUAAAACUUAGAGACCGCCUGGAGUGGUUUCUUAAGGAGGCAGAGAAGUACUGUGAGAUGCACAUAUACACAAUGGGAAACAAAGCGUAUGCUACUGCCAUUGUAAAGAUCCUUGAUCCAACAGGCAAACUAUUUGGCAGCCGGAUAAUCACGCGAGAUGAUAACUUCGGGUGCUUUGACAAAGACAUAAAGAGACUUUUCCCCACUAACUCUAAGCAUGUGAUAAUUCUGGACGACAGACCAGAUGUAUGGGGGUUCGUUGAUAACUUGUAUCCCAUAAAGCCAUACUACUUUUUUGAGACAGAUGACAUCAACAGCCCAGAGGCCCUCCAAAAUGGAUACCUCCCUGAUGUAGGUAUGCCAGUCUCCAUACCAAAUAAUAAAGAAGACCUUCUGGAGGAGAUCAGCAUAGAGUGCAUACGGAAUCCUUUUGACAAUGAGCUUGAGAAGGUUCUGAGAGGCUUAGUGGAAGUACAUGCAGAGUUCUUUGCAGGCACAUACAGUAUAGCGCACAUUCUACGAGAAAGAAAGAAUAUCUUCUUAGGGUGCACUGCAAAGAUGGUUGGACAGAAAGAAUAUGUUGAAUAUUUGCGCAGACUGUUUAAGCACCACGGGGGCCGUGUGCUGCGAAAAUCAUCUAAUUCACCGUAUACUCACUGGAUACAGGCAGAUACAAAGAGAGUCUAUCUAAAGUCAAAGCGUCUGGAAGGUGUAAAAUAUGUUGAUGCAGAGUGGGUAUACGCCUCAGUAUACGCAUUCAAUAGAAAUCCAGAAGAAAUGUAUAUUGUUCAAGAGAGAAUAUGUGAAGAAGCAGAAAGUAACAUAGAAAGUGAUGACAGCAAAGACCCCAGUAAUGACUCAUUGUACAGCAGUGAUGAAUCUUUGUAUAAAAAGAUCCUGGAUGAUGCAUAG
Molecule: messenger RNA, 1524 nt
Organism: Nematocida ausubeli
Lineage: Eukaryota; Fungi; Microsporidia
Exons: 1
Coding region: 1-1524 (507 amino acids)
Molecular function (GO): RNA polymerase II CTD heptapeptide repeat phosphatase activity
Source: RefSeq, a predicted model, not a curated record